Felis catus (domestic cat) is the source of this 2669-nucleotide messenger RNA. RefSeq lists its product as uncharacterized. The record is from RefSeq and is a predicted model, not a curated record. NCBI's taxonomy places the organism in Eukaryota, Metazoa, Chordata, Mammalia, Carnivora, Felidae. The coding region runs from base 1 to 795 and encodes 264 amino acids. The transcript has 3 exons.
AUGGGCUUUCAGGCUUCACGUGAGCGUUUCGGUUUCCAGGCUGGCUGUGGAAACCGUCGGCCGGCGUCCGGGCUGACUUCAAAACCAGGACGGCCUCAGGCUGGAGUCAGACAGCGCCGACGUCAGAGCGAGCCGACGUCAGCUGGGUCCGACGUCAGACUGCGUUCGACGUCAAACCGGGGUCCACGUCAGACCGGGUCCCACCUCCAACUGGGUCCCACCUCACCCUGGGUCCUACGUCAGACGGGCCCCCAGCUCAGAGCUGGUCCCACUUCAGCCCCGGUCCUACCUCCGACUGGGUCCCACCUCAGACUGAUUCCCACCUCAGACCGGGUCCUACCUCCAACGAGGUCCCACCGCCAACUGGGUCCUACAUCACACUGGGUCUCACCUCACGCUUGGGUCCCACCUCACACUGGGUCCUGCCUCAGACGGGACCCACCUCGCGCUGGUUCCCACCUCACGCUGGGUCCCGCCUCAGACUGGAUCCAGCCUCAGACUGGGUUCCAUACCCCCCUGGGUCCCACAUCAGACAGUUUCUGGCGACAGGAUGAAAUCUUCUGGAACAGCCCAUCGAGUCCAGAGCCUGCAGCCUGGGAUCCUGGGAAAGCACAGAAGCCGGCAGAGGGUGAAAUUGUUGCCAAAGUCAGCGCUCUCAGAUCUCUAUGGUGCCUGGUGGAGAGAGACAGUAUUAAAGAAAAAAACUCAAUGAUAAAAAAAAAAUCAAGCCAAUCUCCAAAGACUAUGAUUUUAGGAAGGAUUAAAGGUGAGAUGCCUCAGGAUGAAAAGGUGUGACUACUAUUGACUUCCCACCCAACCUCUUGGUGAAACAGAUCUACUUGCAAAUCUAAUGGGCUAGAAAACAGAAAACACAACAAACAAACAAACAAAAACAGAAACAAAAAAAAAACCCAGGAUCUUUCAUGGUUCCGAGUAUCAACAGCACCAGAAACUAUUCAAAUGAAAUAAAGACAGUGCUAAGAAUAAAGUUGAGUUCUCUGCCAGAGUUAUAAAAUGCAUGGAAAGACCCUCACUGGGAUAUUCGAGCAGGAGCAGAGAAGUAACAACAGACACCGAAGUUUGUUUCUUUGCGGAAAACGGAACACGAGCGAUCCAGAGAUAUGAGACCCUACGAUAUUUUAUUUUCAGAACAAGACAGAACCCAACGGCAGCUCCCUAAGGAGAGCCCUAAUUCCCAGCACUGGGUCUGCUUAAGGAGCCCUGGCAUUUCCUCUUUUGCGCAGAGUGCAGCCCGCACAACAAUCAAGCUGUGACUGGGAGCUGAGCGCAGUAGUUAAUUAAGGCUGCAUCUUUUAUUCUCCAGGGCAAUUCAGCACAGCGUGAAUGCGCCCCAGAGCCAGUCUGUGGUGGGAAUGUCUCCCCGGGCAGUGGGAGAAUCCAGUCUCAUCAGCAUGACAAUAGCCCCCAGGAUGCACUUGGACUGAUGUAAUGGCCAGGGUUCGGGGAGGGGGGUUGAAAGCCUUGUAGCAGAAGCCUGGAGCGUUUGCAGCUGACUGGGGCUAUUUCAGUGCAUGAAAUUCCUUCCCUCUUUCUUUCUUCCUUUUAUAAGAGAUGUUUGCUAAUUGGUAGAGCUCAGAAAACAAUAUACCAUUAAGAAUCCCCUUCCUUCCUCCCACCUCCCCCACUCCCUGCGUUCUCGCCUCGCUGGAAAUCUCCACUUUUGUUCUGUGGUUUGUGUGAAGGCUUAGUUUUUCUUUCUCUUGAACGUCGAACUUAUAAACAAUGAUUUACUAAGAGACCCUGCAACCAAUUCUCCUGUAUCAGGAUUUCCCUAACGCACUCUCUGCCUUGGAGAAUCUUGGCUGUGGUCCUGCUGCAACUCAUACGUUUGCCCUAUACAUGAUGCAUUGAUACAAAACAUUUUGGAAAAGUGAGUCAUGGAAAGUUAGCCUGAUUUUGUAUUUUUUUUUCUUUUCUUUUCUUUUUAAAUCACGGGAACCUAUUUAAAGCUGGAGCAUUUGACUCAUUGAAGUUGACAGGGUAAUGGUCAAAACGGAGACACACACGAGGAAGUGCCGAUUGAGUCUGGCGAUGGAUGUCGUUUGGCUUUGCCACCAACUCAGAAGUGGCCUAGGCAAGGCGCUGUCCUCUCCUGACUGUCUCAAUACACUCAUCUAGGGGAGAGGAACUCAGUGUUGUCUAAGGUCCCUCUUGAGCGAGGCACUUAAUGACAGUUGUCAUAUCUUCUUCACUGACAAGGGACAUAAGCUCUCAUGUGCCAGGAGAUUUGCAAUGUGUUAAUUCUCUAGGAGAACAAGAUGGCCAUAUUCUACCUGGAGCUUUUAAAUCAAUGCUCUCGAUCAUUCUGCACCAUAUUUCCAAGUGAAGUGGACCGCAAAAGAAAGCAUGCACUGAAUCUGGCUCACGUGAGCGUCUGGCAGCUGAUAAACAGAAAUGAGAGCACCAUCGCUUCAGGAGAAUGUUCUUUACUUUCCAGAGCAUACAGCCUCCAUUUUCUGUUCUGUCUCAUUGUUCCCCCUUAUCCGGCAUUUGUAGGGCCACCGGAGAAAUCUGAAAGUGCCUUGUAAGCAUUUCCCAAAGUCAAAUAAUUUUUUCUUUAAAAAAAAAAUUUUCUUUAACGUUUUAUUUAUUUUUGAGAGAGACAGACAGAGUGCAAGCGGGAGAGGGGCAGAGAGAGAGGGAGACAC